CCGCCGCGCGCCCCCAUGAGCGGCGCGGGGGGCCUGGCGUGGCGCGCGCUGCACGCCCUGCUGCGCGCCCUGCUCUGCCUGCAGCGCGCCCUGCUCGCCGCGCCGCGCGCCGCCGCCGCCGUCAUCGCCGCCUCCUGCGCCCUGCUCGCCCCCGCCGCGCUGGCCCUGCGGCCGGCCGGCACCGCGCCGCGACGGGAAUGCGGCGGGGGGGGCAGGAGGAGGAUGAGGCCCCGCGGAGCGGCACUGGGCCGGCAGCGCUGGCGGCUCGACGGGAAGGCGCUGCGCAAGCUGCCGGUGCACGUGGGGCUGGUGGUGACCGAGGAGGAGCCGAGCUACGCGGACAUGGCCAGCCUGGUGGUGUGGUGCAUGGCGGUGGGCAUCUCCUACGUCAGUGUCUACGACCAUAACGGUAUUUUCAAGAGGAAUAAUUCAAGACUGAUGGAUGAAAUUUUAAAACAGCAGCAGGAACUCUUAGGAAUAGAUUGUUCUAAAUACACCAUGGAAUUUGCAAAUCAAGACAUAGCUGAUCAAGUUUUAAAUUGCCAAUCUACAUUGAAGGUGCUGUCUCCAGAAGAUGGAAAAGCAGACAUAAUAAAAGCUGCUCAGAACUUUUGUCAGUUGGUAGCACAGCAGCAAAGAACGUAUACAGACCUGGACGUGAAUGAGUUAGACAACUUGUUAAGUAGUACAAAUGGAUUUCCAGAUCCUGAUUUAGUCUUGAAGUUUGGUCCUGUGGACAGCACAUUAGGGUUUCUUCCAUGGCACAUCAGACUGACAGAGAUCAUUUCUUUGCCUUCCCACCAGAACAUCAGCUAUGAAGACUUUUUCUCUGCCCUCCAUCGCUAUGCAGCCUGUGAGCAACGCUGGGGAAAGUGACUUUUGGCUGAGCACACUGAGUCGUGCUUUCCACAGAAAGGGAUUGAUGUCUGUUUACAAGCACCUGUGACCCAUAAGUCUGGUUCAUAGUCCUUUCUUAAUUUAUCAACAAAUUCAAUAAAGUGUCUUACCUUUCUAAAGAGUCUGUGUGAAUGCGUGAGAAUAUGUGGGGAAGGGGAGAUUCAUAGGUUUGCUUGAUUAAAAACAACAGUUACUGCAAGCAAAGCUGUUCAAAGCUGAUUUAACCUCACUUUCAUGUCCUAGCGACCAAAAGAGCAUGCCAGAAUUUGGUCGUGUCAAAUUCAGAGGACAGUAUAAACUAGAAUUCUGUCUCUGGACAUCCUUAAAUCUGAGGAAGACCUCUCAUGUGCAUCAGCUUUAUAUUUUUUUAAUUAUUCGUGGUCAGGAUUUCGGAACUUAACCACCUGGUUUACUAUGCAUUUACUAUGUAAUAUGUGAAUUCCAGAGGUCAAUAUUGGUUCUGUUAAUUAUAUGAAUAGGCUGCUAUUUAGCUGUCAGGGCUAAGCCAGCAGUAGGUAUCAAGCUCUAGAAAUACGGAAGAAGUUCCAUAAGAAAAAGAAUGUCACUUCUGUGGUAAGUGGAUUAAGCAGUCUGCUUAUUGAUACCCAUCCUGUGCUUUUUUUUUUUUUUUUUGAGAUAAAUGCAUAGUAUUCCUACAGCCUUGAGUGAAGCUUCUCCUACCAUCAGGUCAGUCUUCCUUGGGCAUAAACAGUACUAUGUAUUGUUUAUAUAUCUGUUUCCACAUAAAAUUCUAGCCUAAGGUGACAAACUAGCUAAGGCUCCGGUAUCACUUGCUGAAAAAUCUGAAAAUGUGCUGGUCCACUACCGUGGCUGAUGCCACUUGCUUAUUGUGCUUGUGUACCCAGCAGGGGAGUCUGCUUAAGCUUUUUAUUAGGUUUGUCCUGACCUGUGCAUUAGAAGCUCAGACAGAAGUCUGCAGCAGACAAGAAAUAAGGUCAAAUGAAGCUGCUCUACACUAUCUCAACUGAGAUAACUUAAAUAGCAACACUAGCUAGAGUCUUCAUCGUGGAAUGUCCUAUUCUAGUUGUGCUCCUAGUAUUGAGAGUAAUCUGAAAUUAAGUCUUCAUAGCAGCAUUUGAACAGAGCAAUAUCUUCAGAGCUGUAUUACUGGAGAUGAACAUUAAUAUUUCAGCCUUCUGCCCUGCAGGCUGUGGAACUGUGAUGCUUCAUUCUGGAAGUGUGUGGGCGCUUUUCCCCUCUACAAAAUGAGCCUGGCUUUAUCUCCUUCAGGAUAGGUAUGUCGCUAGAAGGGAAACCCUCCCCUUUUCAAAGGGAGUUGUGAGAUUUUAAAUGAAUGUUUGCUUCUUUGUGAAACAGUAUUUUAACUGUUGUAGCUUGAUUUUAAAAAAAAUGUUAAAAGACUGCAUAAAGUUAGCUGUGUUUUUUGUCAUACUAAGAUCAGAUUGCACUUACAAGAGUUCUAUUUUGUCUCAUGAAGGAAAUAGGGAUGUUUAAUCACCUAACACUUGGACAUCAAAUAACAUUCCCUGUGAGCUGGAAUGCCCUUUGCAGGUCUCCAAUGUUCACCAUUACUGUACCGCAGAGCAGAUGAGCAAUCAUGCAACGUUUCCUAGGUUUUGUCAUUACCACAGGAAAGUGUUCUCACUGAAUGUUAAACUUACUUUGUUUUGUGGUGAAUGGUGAGCCUGUUUGAGGGGAAUCUUGAAUAUUAAAGUUUAAUGGCGUUAUGAAUUUGAUUUUAUCAAAAUGUAAGGUGGUGUAUAAAUUACCAUAUAUACUUCUAACUCUGUCACUAAAGCAGUUCUGGUGCUGGCAGUAAAGAUAUCAAAUGGGAAAAGCUUACUUUAGUUCUCAAAAGUAAUCUAUUUUUUAUAUUUGCAUCAAACUGCCAAAGAAUACUUAAUACCUGAGCUGCCACUGGUUCUCAGACUCCUGCGUAUCUCAACUGAAAAGACGUGUUUUAUAUCGUAGUCAGAUCUCAUGGUCUAGGAUAUGUCUACAGAGGGAUGUUUAAUGAAACUAAAAAUGAUUAGUUCAGCUGCAUUUGAUUCAAGUUCAUCAAAUCUCUUCUGAUGGCUACUUUAAUUGUAAGUGUUCCUCAUGGAAUUAAUGUAGUUGAACUAAUCCAUGUUAUCACUGAGUUGGGAUCAUUUUUACUGUCCCUGUGUGGGCAAUCUUUAGUGAGCUGUGCCAAAUGCACUGUGCAUAUCCACAACUUGAUCUCUGAAUGUAUGUCGCUGCAGUGAGCACCUCUCCCCAGCUUGCUCCGUGUGAAGGUCUGUGGUCCAGCUGUGGUGUCUGUAUGGCUGUAGUCUCCGGGUACUUGUACAUACUGUGUAAAACUAGUUUUUAUGAUUAGGGAAUCAAUUUAUUGAAUUUUAUUAUUGAAAGUUAAAUCUGAAUCUGUAAAACAAAAAAAUCAAUAAAAGACUAUAAUCUUUCUACA
Molecule: messenger RNA, 3325 nt
Organism: Oxyura jamaicensis (ruddy duck)
Lineage: Eukaryota; Metazoa; Chordata; Aves; Anseriformes; Anatidae
Gene: NUS1
Product: NUS1 dehydrodolichyl diphosphate synthase subunit
Exons: 5
Coding region: 16-876 (286 amino acids)
Cellular component (GO): endoplasmic reticulum membrane; dehydrodolichyl diphosphate synthase complex
Molecular function (GO): ditrans,polycis-polyprenyl diphosphate synthase [(2E,6E)-farnesyl diphosphate specific] activity
Source: RefSeq, a predicted model, not a curated record